Messenger RNA from Theileria parva strain Muguga, 482 nucleotides. RefSeq lists its product as uncharacterized. NCBI's taxonomy places the organism in Eukaryota, Apicomplexa, Aconoidasida, Piroplasmida, Theileriidae. The record is from RefSeq and is a predicted model, not a curated record. The coding region runs from base 199 to 468 and encodes 89 amino acids. The transcript is spliced from 2 exons.
UGAUUCCUAGUUAUUUAAUCAUAUUUUUCAUUUUUCCGUAAUUUAAAAUCUUAUUAUUAUAUUUUCCCAAACACUACACAUUUCCAUAACAUUACUACAUUAUUCAUUAUUUUACUCCUAAUUUUAUAUUCCAGAGUUAAUUUAGAGUUAUAUUCUUAAUAAUUAUUCCUUAUAAGUGUGUGAUUUUGUGGAAUUUUAAUGUUUUUAGCGAGAUUCUGUUUAUCUUAUAAUAAAUUUAGGCCCUGGGAGCGAUCGUUACGGAGAUUUAACAGGAGGAAGCGGUGGAACUUGAUUUCAUGGCUUACCAAGGGCACUUACGAGAAUUUGAAGUUUAAAAACGGCUGGAAAACAACCUCUCACAUUAAUCCCCAAGGCUUUAAAACUGAAAGUACCGUUAGGAAAACUGAAUUCUGUAACAUGGAACUGCUACACCAACAAGACUCGCAAUACUAUCUCACACAACAUUAAUGUACCAAUAUUAC